AUCGAGACACAAAUAGUCACUGUGUGAUAAAUCCUCUGAAAUGUUGAAACUCGCUAUAUUUACUGCUUUUAUUAGUGUAGGGGAAAGUGGACGUUAUGGUGCAGGCUUACCCUCCGAUGGAUUUAGAAGAGAUAAUAGCGGUAUAAAGUUACAAGAAGUUUUUGCUUGGAGCAAAAUUGAUUACAAUUGGCCCAACGUGGAAGCUAGGGAUGAGGCGAUACGAAAUGGAGUUUAUGUAGCUGAAAAUAAUCUGCCACUUGGUGUGGCUAAAUGGAAAAAUAAAUUGUUUGUUACUGUGCCCAGGUGGAGAAGUGGAGUUCCAGCUGCUCUCAACUACAUAUCUCUCGACACUGCAAAUGCGACAGCACCUCUGAACCCUUAUCCAGACUGGAAAGCCAAUGCAUUACCAAGAGAAGAUGAGACCCCGACUGAAAACCACACCACCCGACUGUCACCAUUCAGGAUCAAAGUAGAUCCAUGCGACAGACUUUGGAUUAUGGACACAGGAUUGGCUGGUAUCACUGAUAACCAUGAACGGAUAUUUCCCUCAGCAGUAGUCAUUUUUGAUUUGAAGACCGACAAGUUAAUUAGGCGCUAUAAUCUGAAGAGAAGUGACAUCAACGGGUGGAGUUCGCUUUUUUCUAACAUCAUUGUCGAUGUUACGAAAGACACUUGCGAUAUGGCAUUCGCUUAUAUUCCUGAUAUGCAAGGUUACGGUCUGGUGGUGUAUUCUUUCGCUGAAAACAAUUCUUGGAGAGUCAGACACAAUUAUUUUAAUAUUGACCCCUUGAAGGGAGAUCUCACGAUUGGAGGAGUUAGUGCUCAAUCACCUUUUGGCAUAAUCAGUGUCGCUCUGGGACCAGUAAAAAAAAAUGGAAAAAAAUUGCUGGCACAGUUACCUAUAAUGAUUAGUGACAAGGGAAUGUAUUUCCAAAGAUUCCGAACAGCAUAUUUUCACUCCUUGGCGAGCACCAGUGAAUUCUCAGUUAGUACUGAAGUGUUGAGGAAUCAGACGUUAGCUACAGACCCACGGUCUUAUGUUCUUUUUAAGUUUGAAGGAAAUAAAGGAGAACGUGCACAAAGUUCUGCAUCGGUUUUCGACGAGAAACGUAACGUCUUGUUCCUUGGUCAAAUUCAAGAAGACCUUCUAGCAUGCUGGAAUCCGAGUACCAAACUCACACCCCAAAAUGUGGACGUCGUAGCAGUAGAUCACGAAAAGCUCAUUUUCAUCAAUGACAUAACGAUUGAUGACGAUCAAUUAUGGAUUCUCUCAGACAGAAUGCCUUCUUUUCUUUAUAAAUUGCUGAAUUUCAACGAGGUUAACUAUAGGAUAUUCAAAGUAUCCGUGGAAGAAUCUAUAAAAGGAACACGAUGUGCUACAUGACGAAAACAAGCAGCUUAUAGAUUUAUAUGAUCAAAACUGACUCUAGCAUCAACUGAAAUAUUUACAAUAUUCAUAAAUUUCAUUAGUAGAAUGUAAUAUUUUUUGUAUCUUCAUACAUAGACUCUGGCAUACCAAUCAGCACUGUUUCGGUUUCAUUAGUGGUAAUAGUCGGACCAUAAAUGGAAAGAUUUUCCACUCAUUCUGUUCUUAGAACAGCCUUGAGUAAGUGAUGAUGAUGAAAAUUCAAACCAAGAAUAUGAGCGAAUUAAGGGAUCCCAACGGCUAUAGCUUUGACAUCGCAUGAGGUUUACUGUUCCUUUCUAUAGUUUCCAUUGCACUAUCAGAGAAUGAAAGCGAUUCAUCUAUAAUUCAUUACUAUGUAACCUGCAAUGGACCGCAUUUAGGUCCCUCGUAUAAAUAAAAUGAUACUUCAUGAUUGUAAAUUA
Molecule: messenger RNA, 1830 nt
Organism: Leptinotarsa decemlineata (Colorado potato beetle)
Lineage: Eukaryota; Metazoa; Arthropoda; Insecta; Coleoptera; Chrysomelidae
Product: protein yellow
Cellular component (GO): extracellular region
Source: RefSeq, a predicted model, not a curated record